AAAUAACAUUAUUAGUUCGUCCAUAAAUACAUUCCUUUACCUAUAAAUAUGUAUUAGAUACUUCUAGAAAAAGAAUCCGCGUAAAACAAUUUAAAUCGCGAAGUAAUCUUCGAUCUAGUAGGUGCCACACAAAUUAAGUAUGGAAGCAGAAAACAAAGAAGACAAAUACCAUCAGUAUCGGUAUCGAGAUCCCAGCGCACCCAGAAAUGAACAAAAUAUACCUGGGAUAUGGUUUUCCAAACGGUUCAACAUAACGGUUUUAUUAUUCUUGGGAUACCUUAUGCAUGGGAUAACAUUUCAAGUCACCGGGAUCUCGCUCGCUGAUAUGACCACCAAUCGAGUCAUCGUCAACCAGACAAAUAAUUUGACCACAAUGAAGCCAUCAGAAUUUCAAUGGGACUUGAAAACGGAAGAGAUAAUUUUGAGCAUGUUUUGGAUCGGUUUCCUACUCUCCAUAUGUGGUGGAUUUGUAGCACAGAGAUAUGGAGGCGCUAGAACCCUAGGAAUAUCGAUGAUGCUGACAGGAAUAAUUUUGGCAAUGAAUCCAAUAUGUGCACGAAUCCAUGUCUAUCUUUUCGCGUUAUGCCAAUUAACGACAGGUGUUUUACAAGGGUUCUUUUUAGCCAGCACUGCAGAAGUAUUUGCUUGCUGGAUGCCAAUGAAAGAAAGAACUGUGCUGAUGUCUUUCGCCAUUAAUGGAAUUUACGUAGCAGCCGUGGUUAUGCAUCCUUUUUUCAGCAGUUUGGCUUAUAAAUGGCAAUGGACGAUGAAUUUCUACGUUUCAGGUAUCGUGUGUUUUAUUUGGUCAAUCAUUUGGCUGAUCUACGUUAAAAACGAACCUAUGAAGGAUAAACGAAUUUCCGAUAAAGAAUUCGAAUACAUUUGGCAAGAAACUGGAACUUUAUUGAGAAAACGAGAUAUUCGACCGUAUGAAGACAUUCUCGUAUCGUCGUCAUGUUGGGCACUAUUUUUUUGUAAAUUUGCCUUCGGCUGGGCAUCCGCGUACACACUGUCCUAUCUACCCCUGAAUUACAUAAAAGAUGUUACAAACAAGCAGACUAAUGUAGAAAUAAAUCAAGUGUAUUUAAUUCUGCUCAUUCUGGAUAUCAUUAACAUUUUUACAAUCCCCAUCACCGGAGUACUAAUCAACUUUUGGCUAAGCAGGGGUGAUCGCAUUCCCUUCAUAACUGAGCUUCACAAAAUAAUUAUCGCUGUUGUGUAUAUAGUGACUGGAUUCUCGUUCGUAGUUUUCGCUUUACUCAUCGCUCAUUUCUCACCGUCCUUGAUUUGUUUGCUGGCUAUCAAACCCUUUCUGCCGUACUGUCAAAUUAUUUUAGAAAUGAUUCCUGUGCACAUGGCUCCCAAUCAUUCGAGUCUUUUAUCAGGAUUCGCUGUAUUUUGGCAAACUGUAGGUAUCUUAUGCGUCCAAACCAUCAUAAAAGGAACAGUCGAAGACCACAGAUUAGAAGAUUGGAACAUCUGUUUUCAAUUAUCAGCAGCAGUUUUGGUAUCGAGUGCUCUCAUAUUCCUGUGUUUUGGAUCUAGCGAACCACAACCAUGGUCGACCAUUUCUCAAUCUCAUGAUGUAGUUGAGGGUCAGCGCGGUCAAUACAAAGAAUUAGUCAAGCUAUCGAGUAAAACAAACGUUUCUACGAGUAUAACUACAUGUUGUAAUAUGUAUGAAGACCAAGUGUCCGAUCUAUCAAUUUCGUUAACAUAACGCCAUCAUAAAUCUAUGUGAAAAAAUUUAGACUUCGAAACUACCAUUAAUCUUUCUCUAACUUGAAAAAAAAAAAAAAAAAAACGUUUCGAAGUAUUUUCGUUCUUUUUUCUUGACAGAAAUUCUUGUUCAAUUUUUUAAAAAUAUGUAAUGUGUAUGUAAUAAAAUAAAAACAUCAAUUUUUUAUACUGGAGGUAUGUAGAUAUUAUUGUUAAUAAAAUUCGUGAUUUAUA
Messenger RNA from Planococcus citri (citrus mealybug), 1953 nucleotides. Its product is annotated as sialin-like. Gene Ontology annotation, cellular component: membrane. The record is from RefSeq and is a predicted model, not a curated record. Bases 140 to 1720 code for a protein of 526 amino acids. The transcript has 9 exons. Gene Ontology annotation, molecular function: transmembrane transporter activity. Lineage: Eukaryota; Metazoa; Arthropoda; Insecta; Hemiptera; Pseudococcidae. Gene Ontology annotation, biological process: monoatomic anion transport; transmembrane transport.